AUGAAGGCCUCGCUCAUCGCGACGCUGAUGGCAGCAUUUGCUGUCCAAUCGACACUCGCCAACUUCUCUCUCUCCGCAAACACCGUGAAGGACGCCGUUGAGAUCCUCGGCGGGAAAGGCAAAGCAGACUGCUGGUACGGUGCUUCCCCCGACGGCAGGCUAUACCUGCUGGACGCCGACAGCGAAGUCGUCGAGAGCGUCGAGCUGACACACCACGCGCAAAAAGAGUGGGACGAGAAGACCAGCGGCCACGGGUCCGCCCGACGCAGGCGCGACCCGGGCGUCGAGAGCGCGGCCUCCCACCCGAGGCAGCUGUUCAAGGCCAAGCGGGCGGCCUGCGUCAAUGACGAGUGCGCUGGCAACGGAGAUUGCGACGACGACGUAUGCAACGGCUGCGGGAAGACUUUCGCCAACGAGGAGGGGAAGACGUUCUGCUUUAACAAGUACUAG
Messenger RNA from Anthostomella pinea, 450 nucleotides. Lineage: Eukaryota; Fungi; Ascomycota; Sordariomycetes; Xylariales; Xylariaceae. The record is from the annotation of a GenBank genome assembly.